Messenger RNA from Ostertagia ostertagi, 381 nucleotides. NCBI's taxonomy places the organism in Eukaryota, Metazoa, Nematoda, Chromadorea, Rhabditida, Trichostrongylidae. The record is from the annotation of a GenBank genome assembly.
AUGUCAUGUUCACUUGUGCAAAUAUAUCGAGGCGCUUUCGUCAUGCCAAUGAAUCGGCAGGGUAACAAAGAGGGGAUUUCUGAACCACAACAGUCGGGACGAUCGCCGUUCGCCGUCUUGUUUCAGUCGCCGUUUGCGCAACGUCGUGGUACUUCACUACAGAACCUGAGCCCAACACUUGCAAGAAAACUUGCUCCUCGAUUAUGUCGUGGUUUUUCGGAUCCCGUGAUCCGUCGGAAAACCUCAUCUUCGUCAAUGUUCACUUCCCUGAGUCCAGAUAGACACGAGAGCGGAACCAUCGACUUCCUAACUCUGCCACCGAUUCCUGAAACUACUGCACCAUCUUCGUCUUCAUCAGAUUACAAAGAUGAUGGUGAUUAG